Boleophthalmus pectinirostris (great blue-spotted mudskipper) is the source of this 1359-nucleotide messenger RNA. RefSeq names its product trans-1,2-dihydrobenzene-1,2-diol dehydrogenase-like. Lineage: Eukaryota; Metazoa; Chordata; Actinopteri; Gobiiformes; Gobiidae. The record is from RefSeq and is a predicted model, not a curated record. Gene Ontology annotation, molecular function: nucleotide binding.
UCUGUUUUAUACUCAAAGUUGAGGGAUUUAUUUGCUGGUGAUACACUGCAUUGUAAUUAUAUCGACUGUAGGCAACUUGCAAAGAGGAUUUCCCCGUUCUUUUUAUCACAGUGCGGUGAUAUACGUGAACACUAGACUUAGUCCAAAGGCACGGCGCGCAUCGGCAGCGCGCAUCGGCAGCGCGCACGCAUUGUCACGUCACAUUAAAGAACCUAUUAUAGAACACAGUUCUACUCAUGCCACACAGGUGACAGCAAUGGCAACGAAGUGGGGUAUCUGCAGCGCAGGGAAGAUCUCUCAUGACUUCACCGUGGCCCUAAAAACCCUCCCUCCUGAAGACCACCAGGUGGUUGCAGUUGCAGCACGGAAGCUUGAUGAUGCACUGAGUUUUGCUCAAAAGCAUAAUAUCCCCCAGGCUUAUGGAAGCUAUGAAGAACUGUCCAGAGAUCCAAAUGUUGAUGUAGUGUAUAUUGGAGUCAUUCAUCCCUACCAUUUGAAUACAUGUUAUUUUGCCAAUGCUAAGAAGCACAUACUAUGUGAAAAACCCCUGGCUAUGAACUCUAAGGAGGUUCAGGAGAUCCUCACUGCUGCUAAAAGAAAUAAUGUCUUCUUAAUGGAGGCUGUCUGGACUCGAUUUUUUCCCGUCUCUGUUGAGAUCAGACGGCUGCUUGCUCAGGGGGAAGUGGGUGAUGUGAAGAUGGUGAGGUCAGAGUUUGGGGUGCCACUUUUGGAUGUGCCAAGAGCUGUGCAGAAAGAACUGGGAGGAGGAGCCUUGUUGGAUCUUGGCAUUUAUUGCCUGCAAUGUAUUAGCAUGGUGUACAAUGGAGAGAAACCAGAGUCCAUCCAAGCCGUUGGAAUCUGCUCUGAAACCGGUACAGAUGAGACUGUGAUUGUUACUUUAAAGUACUCAAAGAACAGAAUGGCUGUGUUCACAUGUUCUAAUGGUAUGGAGUUGCCUAAUGAUUUCAUUGUUGUUGGAACAAAACACUUCAUGAAGGUCCCUGCCAACAUGUGGUGUCCAACAUCCCUAAUUGUGAAUGGGAAGGAGACAGAGUAUCCUCUUCCUGAACCCUAUCUGCCUACCAACUUUCUCAACGGCACAGGGAUGUGUUAUGAGGCAGAAGAGGUUCGACAGUGCUUGCUCAAAGGACUUAAGGAGAGUGCCAUAAUGCCUCAUUCAGACUCUAUUCUGCUUGCAGAAAUAGAGGAUGAAAUUCGUAGACAAGUUGGGGUUGUGUAUCCCCAAGAUUCUUUAUAGGCAAAAAAAAAAGAAGGAACAAUUUCUGGAACCACAAAAACAGUACUUCUUAAAACAAAAAUAAUGUUUUGUAGUGACAUAAUAAAAUCAAGGAAAAUGUG